This is a messenger RNA of Suillus plorans, 270 nucleotides long. RefSeq lists its product as uncharacterized. The record is from RefSeq and is a predicted model, not a curated record. The transcript has 3 exons. NCBI's taxonomy places the organism in Eukaryota, Fungi, Basidiomycota, Agaricomycetes, Boletales, Suillaceae. Bases 1 to 270 code for a protein of 89 amino acids.
AUGUCCCAACAAACGAAAGAUACCACAACGUCACACAGUCGCCAACAGGGACAGCAGGAGCAACAAUUCAACAUCCUUCCUCACCCUGCUAAAUCUAACGACCCAGCAGACUUGGUUGGGCGUGACGCGGGUUUGACAAGUAAGCCUGAGUUCCACGCCUACCACGCUCGAGACCCGCAUGUGCCUAGCAAGGACAUCGUCAAUGGCCUCGAAGCCCCAUUGAGUCGUGAAGAACUUCAUAGAAGGGCCGAGGAACUCAACAAGAAGUAG